AUGGAGAAGCUCGUGGUCACACCUGCAAUGGAAGAUGCAAUGGCUUUAUCCCCAGACGGAAGCAUAGCAGCAUUUGACCGGCAGCAGUUGGAAUUUGACCAACACAACGGUGACGGCCUGCGACCCGACGAAGAUGAACGGAUAUUUUCGCCCGCCCGCAGUGGUCUGCAGACGGCGAAUGAAUUCCGUUCUCUUCAGACCGCGGUACAGACUGCCUGGGACAUGACUUUGGCGUGGGCUGGGAGCAUAGUCAAGAGCUUUCGAUCUAUGCCAUCCGACCCAAUGGCACCGACUCCCGAAAAGGUUGCUUCCAAAGUUGGGUAUUUUCUCGGCACACCCAAGUGUUCACCAGAUGGCAAGCGGACUUUCUUCUAUGAGACCACGCGGGAAGGAACCUGGGAGGCCCGUGAGACUGCUGAAGUAGAGGAGGCUGCUGACGGAUAGUAAGUGGGAGGACUCGAUGCCCAUCUAUCUUCCCAACGAGCUGCCUAGAGUGAGUCUAGGCCACCGGAUAUUUAGAACUACCUUCGGAUAUUUGAAGCAAGCUUUGGUCAUUGAAAACAAGAUGCGGGUAUUUCUUCGGAUAUUUUCGGAUAUAUGAAGUAAGAAGGGAAUUACUCUCCUCUGUCCAAAGUUG
This is a messenger RNA of Aspergillus fijiensis CBS 313.89, 637 nucleotides long. RefSeq lists its product as uncharacterized. The transcript has 2 exons. NCBI's taxonomy places the organism in Eukaryota, Fungi, Ascomycota, Eurotiomycetes, Eurotiales, Aspergillaceae. The record is from RefSeq and is a predicted model, not a curated record. The coding region runs from base 1 to 444 and encodes 147 amino acids.